AUACGAUCCACCAUUUGAGAAUUUACAUUCUUUUCCAAAGCAUGUUCUUAAUAAAUCGGUCUUUCUUACUUCAGAGUGUAAUAUACAAGAUUAUGUCAUGGUCACUUACUCUGAUCUCCUUUAUAAGUAUCACCAGUUUUAUUAUCUAUGAUAUUGCAGUGAUAAAAAAUAAUGAUAUUAAAGGCUACAUUCAUAUAGCCGAAGGAGUGGCUGGUCUGUUAAUUAUACGGAUAGCAGUAGCCACUAGAUAUACCACAGUGUUUUUCGAUGAAGUAAAGGAAUUGGACGAAAAAUUUGGAUUCUUCGAAGACCAAGAAAUCAGUAUUAGAAACAACAUUACUUCAGCUGUAUUUUUCUCAUUAAUAUCGUUGGCUAUAGAUGGAAUAACAUUAUUGAUUUUGAGGUUUCCUACACGUUUUGUUAUUUUAGUAACGGUUGCGUUUUGUGUCCAAGAUACAGAAUUGGCUUUUUACGCGAUGAUUGCUGAUAACUUUAAUACGAGGUUGAAUAAAUUGAUAGAUAAAGAUCCUGUUAUAGGUUCUCAAGUGUAUAGGCAGUUGCUUGCAGCGACUUUUAGUUUCUCUAAGCCGUUUCAUUCACAGAUUGUAACAAUAGUGUCUAUAAUUAAAUACACGAGUAUUGUGUACGCUGUUAUAGCGUUCAUAGCUAAGGGUGCAAUGGUGGAAUUACUUCGCUUUUACUUCGUGUGGCGAGAAAUUAAGACUCUAUAUUCUUUAUGGCUAAUGUGUUACGCAGCAGGAGGGACCAACAAGAUCUGUGAAAAGCUACUGUUUUGUCUCACUGAGAAAUUGGUACUGCUGGAUAUGGAUAAGGAUGCUCAAUGGCUUACGAAGCGCUGGUACCGCUCUGUGCAGUCAAUACAACCGAGCUUAACAGAGGCCGUGCCUAUUGUCAAAUUGAAUUUACCUUUGAAAAUAUGUGACUGGACCUUUCAAUAUCUCAUCAUGAGUGUACAGAUUUAUUUAUCUACAAUUGAUCCCACGAAGAAAAAUUCAACGUAGUCAUGUUCAUGUACAUUAGGUUGAAUUUAUCAAGAUUGUGAAAGAGAAAUCAUCCUUAUUUACCCUGACAAUCCUGUUUGUAAAGCUAACCUA
Messenger RNA from Colias croceus (clouded yellow), 1115 nucleotides. RefSeq lists its product as uncharacterized. Bases 42 to 1022 code for a protein of 326 amino acids. The transcript has 5 exons. The record is from RefSeq and is a predicted model, not a curated record. NCBI's taxonomy places the organism in Eukaryota, Metazoa, Arthropoda, Insecta, Lepidoptera, Pieridae.